Molecule: messenger RNA, 867 nt
Organism: Stegostoma tigrinum
Lineage: Eukaryota; Metazoa; Chordata; Chondrichthyes; Orectolobiformes; Stegostomatidae
Gene: b3gat2
Product: beta-1,3-glucuronyltransferase 2 (glucuronosyltransferase S)
Biological process (GO): carbohydrate metabolic process; chondroitin sulfate proteoglycan biosynthetic process
Cellular component (GO): Golgi membrane
Molecular function (GO): galactosylgalactosylxylosylprotein 3-beta-glucuronosyltransferase activity
Source: RefSeq, a predicted model, not a curated record
AUGAAAUCCACGGUGGUUGCUCGGCUCUUCCUGAUGCUGCCCUGGCUGCUCAUUGUCCUCAUAAUAGUGGAUAUCGAGCCUGGAAGACCCUCUGUCCGGAGCCCUGUAUCCCUAAACCAGCUGACCAGGAGUCCUUGGCUGGAUUGGCUCUCCAAGCAGUCCGUCCCCACUAUCUAUGCCAUUACGCCGACCGACAGUAGACUGGUGCAGAAAGCUGAGCUGACCAGACUGGCCAAUUUUUACCGCCAGCUGUCCCACUUCCACUAGGUGUUGGUGGAGGACUCCGCUUUCCGGAGCCACUUGGUCACCGAGCUGCUGGCCCACUCGGGGGUACCUUACACUCAACUCCAUGUGCCAAUGCCCCGUAGGUACAACUGCCCAGGGCUGCCCCGAGCCACCGAGCAAAGGAACAAGGGAUUGCGUUGGAUCCCCCCAAACAGGUCCCUCCGCAACUCCGAGGUCGUAUUCUUUGCAGAUGAUGAUAACACCUACAGCCUCAAACUGUUCCAAGAGAUGCGAUUGACCUGUAAAGUGUCUGUGUGGCCGGUUGGAUUGGUUGGUGGAUGCCGUUAUGAAUGAUCAAUAGUGAAAGAAGGGCAUGUUGUUGGCUGGUACACAGGUUGGAGACCAGACAUUGACAUGGCAGGAUUUGCUGUGAAUCUGGAAGUUGUUCUAUCACAUCCCAAAGCUGUGUUCAAGCGGGGCAGAUCACAGCCAGGAAUCAGAUUUUCUAGGUUUUUGAACCAGAUUACAACAGUCCAAGAACCUGAGCCAAAAGCUGCUAACUGCACCAAGGUGACUGUUUGGCACACAAACCUUGUAAAUGAACCUCAACACAACCAGGAUAUAAAUCAUAUUGAAGUCUAG